AUGGUCCUCAUCUUGGUCAUUCUUAUUCCAGUUCUAGUCAACUCUGUGGGCUCUGAUGGCCACUAUGAAAUGCUUGGCACUUGUCGCAUGGUUUGUGACCCCUACCUUGGCAAAACUGGGACCACUACCACUAGUACCAACAUCCGAGCUGGCACUGGAGCUGAACCUCUGAGUGAUAAAGGACAGCCAGCGCCUUCAACUUUAGUGCAAGGUCCUCAAGGCAAAGCUGGACGUCCCGGAAAGCCAGGUCCACCUGGAGAACCUGGCGAACAAGGGCCACCAGGUCCAGUUGGACCUCCAGGAGAGAGAGGAGAGCCAGGAAAGCCUGGUCCACCGGGGUUACCUGGAGGAGGGGUAAAUGGUGCCUUUAGCACAGCCACCUACACAACUAUCCCACGGGUGGCCUUCUACGCUGGUUUGAAGAACCCUCAUGAGGGGUAUGAGAUUCUUAAAUUUGAUGAUGUGGUCACCAACCUUGGUAACAAUUAUGAUGCAUCCAGUGGACGAUUUAGCUGUACUGUACCAGGCACUUAUUUUUUCACCUACCACGUGCUAAUGAGAGGUGGAGAUGGCACUAGUAUGUGGGCAGAUCUGUGCAAAAAUGGCCAGGUUCGUGCAAGUGCGAUUGCUCAAGAUGCUGACCAGAAUUAUGACUAUGCCAGUAAUAGUGUUAUACUGCACUUGGAUGCAGGAGAUGAGGUUUUCAUCAAACUUGACGGAGGGAAGGCUCAUGGGGGCAACAACAACAAGUACAGCACAUUCUCUGGAUUCAUCAUCUACUCGGACUGAAGCUGUCUAGUCCAUCAGCUGUUAGUUAUUUCUGCACCCAAACUGCAAGGGAAGGGAGGCCAUGAGAGCAGCAUUGGGCUAUCUUGGACCUUGAUGUUCUUUCUAAUACCCAGUGCCCCAUGA
Messenger RNA from Bombina bombina (fire-bellied toad), 912 nucleotides. RefSeq names its product complement C1q like 1 (gene C1QL1). The transcript is spliced from 2 exons. The record is from RefSeq and is a predicted model, not a curated record. Gene Ontology annotation, molecular function: protein binding. The coding region runs from base 1 to 789 and encodes 262 amino acids. NCBI's taxonomy places the organism in Eukaryota, Metazoa, Chordata, Amphibia, Anura, Bombinatoridae.